This is a messenger RNA of Colletotrichum acutatum, 925 nucleotides long. RefSeq lists its product as uncharacterized. The transcript has a single exon. The coding region runs from base 113 to 811 and encodes 232 amino acids. The record is from RefSeq and is a predicted model, not a curated record. NCBI's taxonomy places the organism in Eukaryota, Fungi, Ascomycota, Sordariomycetes, Glomerellales, Glomerellaceae.
AUGAGAAAUUACCAAAUGAUAUCUGUUUUUGCAAAAGUUAAUUCUGCAAUUUAGCAGACAAUACGGGUAUGCGUGUCUCUAUGAGGUAUCUGCCGUUUCAAUACCAAUCUACAUGCCAUCACCGUCUUUGGCUGGACUCGUCCCUCGGUGUCUGGACGUCUUGUCUCUGACGGCUAGUGGGAAAACUGAUGCCGCAUACCUACCACACCCUUUCCGUGGCUUUUGGUUCCAACUUUCUCAUCCUAAUGCGGCACUGCGGCCACGCCCUUGUCCUUCAGUCUUGGCUUCCUUCGAACGAGUCGACACCUCGACAGGCUUCUUCCUAGGCCUGCUUGCCGCCACCCUCGGUAUCUUCUUGUCUUGUUUUGAGUUUGAUUGGCUCCCCCGCAGCAAAAGGACAGCAGCAUCGGGGGUGGUCCCCCCCAUCCCAGGGCGGGGGAGAUAUGGGGACGUGUAUCUGCUAAGGCUCUUUUCGUCUGUGUUUUUUUCUGGGGAACAUGGGGAAAAGGAACGCCGGUGGUUUGGAUGGCUUCAUGGCCUUGUCUGGUCUUGGGUUCUUGGGUCGUUGGAUCCACCGUCCUGGGUGCUUUCGUGUAUGUCUUGUCUUACGGACCAGGGGGGCGGGGGUGGGAGAAAGAAGGGGGUUGUAGUCGUCGUCGACUUGCUGUCUUUUCGCGGGGAACUGGGGCUGGACCCGAACGGAUACAAAAAGGCUGUGUGCGUAUCGUUAUCGAAUCGUCGUGUCAUCCGAUGCUACUCUCAGGAUCUUUGUGUUUCUCGAGUAGAUAACCUCCACAGUUUCCCCUCCUGACUUUGGGUUGUUUGUUCCACAUCUUUAUUCGAACGGCAUUCCUCAGUCCUGCGUCGGCGUUGAUUAGCAGGCCCAGAUCUCUUCCUCGACUGGACCCCUCCCUUGGUCAAACUC